Messenger RNA from Drosophila rhopaloa, 2079 nucleotides. RefSeq names its product solute carrier family 17 member 9 (gene MFS18). Gene Ontology annotation, biological process: transmembrane transport. The transcript is spliced from 3 exons. NCBI's taxonomy places the organism in Eukaryota, Metazoa, Arthropoda, Insecta, Diptera, Drosophilidae. Gene Ontology annotation, molecular function: transmembrane transporter activity. The record is from RefSeq and is a predicted model, not a curated record. Bases 433 to 1752 code for a protein of 439 amino acids.
CUGUUUUAUGCACCCUACACCGGCAGCAAUUGGGAGUUUUAGGAAAAAUUCAAUUUUGUAUACAAGAUAUUAUUUUAAACUUUUAUGUUAAAUGAAAAAAAAAUCAAUAGCCCAUAAUGCCAUCUUAUAUAAUAAAGAAUUGAAAAUAUAUAUUUUGCUACUCCGGUGUACCUUAGUACCUUAAUUCUAGAGUGAAGCGCAUAGGCGAGUCGACCAGUUUGCAACAUGCUCUAAUACAGCAAAUGCUGGAAAAUCAGCCACGUAAAAACAUAAUUUGAACUGGCGCAUAUUCUUUGGCUUGCUCGAACGAAGAAAACUGGAUGAAAGUAAACAAAGGCCAUUAGAAUAUGCCACAGCGGCAAGCGACGCAGCAGUUGGAGUUAAUAUGUGCCGUGAAGCAGUUGGAAUAGAUCCGGACCUACAAAAUUGACCAUGGACGAAAAGCUCAAAUAUUCGCUGCUGCGGGGGGAGCUGGUGGACACGCAGAGCAUAUGGACCAGGCACGAGAAGCGCGUGUGGUUCAUUACACUGAUAACGGGGACCUGCAUGCUUUACUCCACCCGCACCACCAUGCCCCUCCUUGUGCCGGCCGUGGCAUCCGCCCAAAAGUGGAGCAAAACCGACUCGGGCACAGUGCUCAGCUCCUUCUUCUGGGGCUACACCCUGACGCAGGUGGUGGGUGGCUACUUCAGCGACCGCUUUGGAGGCCAGCGGGUCAUCCUGGCUGCCGCCAUCGGAUGGUCGCUCAUCACAUUCCUGAUGCCUACGAUCAUAUGGUCGGCGGGUUCCAUCAAGAGCUAUGCCAUUCCCUUUAUCGUAGCUAUUCGAAUCCUAAACGGAGCCCUCCAGGGCGUCCACUUCCCCAGCAUGAUCAGUCUGACCAGUCAGAAUCUCUGCCCCAAUGAGAGGAGCAGCUUCUUUGGCUUGCUCACAGCUGGCUCAGCUUUGGGCACUUUACUCACCGGAAUCAUGGGCUCGUUCCUGCUGGAUUACUUUGGCUGGUCGUACGUCUUUCGGGUGAUUGGACUGAUGGGCAUUGCCUGGGCGCUCGUCCUGCGGUACUAUGCAAUGGCCGGGGAGCGCAAUAGGAUCAUAAACAUUGCCACGCCGUCGCGUCUGUAUGCAAAUAAAAGUCCUGCGGAGACGACGGCUGUGCCCUGGCUACGCUACUUCAGCCGACUGUCCUUCUGGGCCUGUGUGCUGACACAUGCCUGCGAGAUGAACUGCUUUUUUGUGCUGCUGUCGUGGUUGCCCACAUACUUCCACGACGGAUUCCCGCACGCCAAGGGCUGGGUUGUCAACAUGAUACCGUGGCUGGCCCUUCCGCCAUGCACACUUUUCGCCAAGUACUUGACCACCAGGUUGCUCGCCCGCGAGUGGCAGACGACGACGGUGCGAAAGUUCAUCCAAAGCUGCUGCUUCGCCGCUCAGAAUGUGGCCCUGUUCGUAAUGAGCCGCACCUCGGACUUCCACACAGCCCUCAUCUGCAUGACCAUUAUCAUUGGCGGUACUGGCUUCCACAACAAUGCGGUGACAGUAAAUCCCCAAGAUCUGGCUCCCCUGCACUCGGGCAGCGUAUUUGGCCUAAUGAACACAGUGGGCGCGAUUCCUGGCUUCCUCGGUGUUUAUUUGGCUGGACACAUUCUGGAGCUCACACAGAGUUGGCCGAUGGUGUUCAGCGCGGCGGCUGGAAUCAAUCUUGUCGGCUGGAUUAUAUUCAUGGUCUUCGGUUCAGCGGAGGCCAUUGUUUAACAUUGCACACUUUCCUCAGUCGAAACUAACUUAUUUAUUUAUGUGUGUGUAUAUAGGAGUGGGUCGAUUUAAAUUGAUAUGACUUUAACAAUGCAGGACAAAAUUAGAUUAUUUUUGUUGCUAAGCAUUAAUUAUUUAGUCAUUUUAUUUCUUAUAUACGAUUGACGACCUAGAAAUGAUAAAGCCAAAAACUUGAAGACAAUGAUUUUUAGCCAAUAAAUCGAUUCACUCUAUAUAUUAAUGUAUAUAUUUAAAGCCGUAGUUUUAAGUAGCAAAAUCUUACUGCUCCUAGCGUGAUAAAAUAAAAAUGUUUAAUCCAUCAAGCAA